Molecule: messenger RNA, 4722 nt
Organism: Epinephelus fuscoguttatus (brown-marbled grouper)
Lineage: Eukaryota; Metazoa; Chordata; Actinopteri; Perciformes; Serranidae
Gene: pou2f2a
Product: POU domain, class 2, transcription factor 1
Exons: 18
Coding region: 394-2802 (802 amino acids)
Biological process (GO): regulation of transcription by RNA polymerase II
Cellular component (GO): nucleus
Molecular function (GO): RNA polymerase II cis-regulatory region sequence-specific DNA binding; DNA-binding transcription factor activity, RNA polymerase II-specific
Source: RefSeq, a predicted model, not a curated record
ACAUCAUGAUUAUCUCUGAGGCCAUUCUGUGAUUAUUUGCUGAUGGCGGCUGCUUGGUUUUAUUGCAGACUCUAUUGCCUUUUUCAUCAAUUUGCAGGGAGCGUCUGUCACCGCGGCCCCGCGAGCCAGACCCCGCCGCCGUGACCCACGGGUCAAAGGUCAGCCGGCCACUCCGCCAUUACCGCAACUCAUCAGCUGCAGACACCAGGCGGACCCGGCGCAUUUUUAAUUAUGGGAUGCAGGCUACAGGGAAUUGUCAUCUCUUGUCCCGUUGGCUGUUGCCGUGGUGACCGGUGUGGAGAUAAUAGCAGUUAAUGAGAUAUUAACCCCGAAUAAGGAAGAAGACAGGAAGUGAUGAGCGUUUGUGGGAAAGACUAAAGACAGGAUUCGUCAAUGGAUGACCCCGGCCUGAUCAAUAUUGUUCUGUUAUUCAGCGUCGGUAACAAGCAGCCUCGACCUCGGCCCUCUGAGACUGAGGAGCAAAUAACCACAAUCAAAGGAUGGCGCCAGCAAGCAGCCCCGCUCCCUUGUCUCCCUCCGAGUCCUUGCACACCAAUCUCGUCAUCCCAGAGGUUCAAAGAUGAAGAUAUCAGGAUGUCUAAAGCAGCAGAAGAGGAGAAGCCUGGGGCUGAGUAUCCAGGGGACAGUUCAGACUCUGACAGAAACAGCCCCGAUGACCAGGUCCAGCCGAUGAAAACAAGCCCCUUCAGCAUCUCUCCCACACCGGCUGGUAGCAAGGGAAAGAGUGAGGAGAGCUCUGAGAUGGCCCAUAGCAACAUCCCCCCUUCCUCUCAACAACAACAACAACAACAACAGCAACAGCAGCAGCAGCAGCAGCAGCAGCAACAACAACAACAACAGCAACAACAACAACACCACCACACACAGCUAAUGCUGGCUGGCAGUCAGCUAGCAGGGCUUGCCGCUCUGCUCCCAGCCCAGCAGCAGCUGCUCCUACAACAGGCUCAGGCUCAGCUCCUGGCGGCCGCCGUUCAGCAGUCAAACGCUGCCCAUGCCGCUCACGCUGCCCAUGCUGCCGCGCAGCAACAAGCCAACCAGCAGCAACAGCAGAGCCAAUCACAAUCCCAGCAGCAACAGCAGCAGCAACAGCAACAAACCAAACAGGAACAAACUGUCCAAGCCCCGCCUCCACCACAGCUGGCCCUGUCACAGCCGAUCCAGCUCACAGCCCAGGACAUCCAGCAGCUGUUGCAGCUCCAGCAGCUGGUUCUGAUGCCGGGUCAUCAUCUCCAGUCUCCUGCCCAGUUCCUCCUGUCUCAGCCACCACAGGCACAGCAGCCGCAGCAGGGUUUGCUCUCGACACCAAAUCUGAUCCAGCUACCUCAGCAAAGCCCAGGGGGGCUACUGACAACCCCGCCUCGCCUGGGUCUCCAAGCACAGAGGGAGAAGAGCAGCGAUGUUGUGGUUGGCGGAAGCAGCAGUGGCGGCAGCGGCUCUAUAGUCGCCACCGGCAGCAGCAGCGUUGGUGUUGUGACGUCUGUAGGAGCCACCUCAGCAUCUAGCAGCGCCAUGGCUUCCUCGUUGACUUCUGGCUUGACUCCUGGAGGUCACGGGAGUCACAUGGGGGAAGAACCCAGCGACCUGGAGGAGCUGGAGCAGUUUGCCCGCACCUUCAAACAACGACGCAUCAAGCUCGGAUUCACCCAGGGAGACGUUGGUGUUGCGAUGGGUAAACUGUAUGGUAACGACUUCAGCCAGACCACCAUCUCCCGAUUUGAAGCUCUCAACCUGAGCUUUAAGAACAUGUGCAAGCUGAAACCACUGCUGGAGAAGUGGCUGAGUGAUGCAGAAACCAUGGCAGUAGACAGCAUGCUGCCCAGCCCGUCUUCUCUCUCCUCCCCUAUGUUGGGCAUCGAGGGUCUAUCCGGCCGGCGCAGGAAGAAGCGCACCAGCAUCGAGACCAAUGUGCGAGUGGCCUUAGAGCGCAACUUCUGCACGAACCAGAAGCCUACCUCGGAGGAGAUCCUGCUCAUGGCGGAGCAGCUCAACAUGGAGAAGGAGGUGAUUCGUGUUUGGUUCUGCAACCGUAGACAGAAAGAGAAACGCAUCAACCCCUCUAGCAGCACCACCCCUCCCUUGCCCAGCCAGACUUCACCUGUUGUGACACACAAAGCCCCCUGCUACAGCCCGCACAUGAUAUCGAGUCAGGGUCUGUCCCAGGUCACCACCUGUCUCAGCACAACAGCCGCCAGCUCUUCAGCAUCCUGCCCCAUGACUCCUGUCAGCUCCGCUGCAGUAGGCUCCGCCUCUUCUUCUGUAACCCCACCCCCACAUAGCACAGCUAGCCCUGCCCCUCCCAGCCUUGGGGCCCACGGGCUCAACACUGGGAACACAUUGAUGGGAGUAAGCACAGGGAUGAACCAGGCCCUCAUUGGCAGCAGUCCCCUGGCUACCAUGCAAGCUCUGGCAGCCAGCAGUGGUCAGCUGCCCAUCUCCAGCCUCGAGGGGGGAGCCGCUCACAUGCUUCUGGGAGGACCUGGGGGUCCCGCUGUACCUCCUUCCCUCCGCCCCUCACUCUUCCUCAACCGCCCUACCCUCCUCCCCAUGGUGACCGGCUCCAUGGCAACAACCUCCACACCUGCCAUGGGACUGGUCAGCAGCGUUGGUGGAAUGUGCGGCCCCCGUCCCUCCUUCUCCCAGUCUCCGCCGCCCGGCGCCAGCGACCUCAUGAGCCCGACUUCGUGUCCCGAGGAGUCCGCAUCUCCUUGUUCAAGCCCCGCCUCCUUCUGUUCUUUCAGCGAAGCCUCGCCACCUCCUUUGGGAGGGGCCAUGGCCGAGUGAUCCCUCACUGACAGCCAAAGUUUCUUAUCAGAGGAGAACGAGGAGGAGGAAGAGGAAGAGUUAAAGGAGCUUUAAAAAUCUAAAUUUACAACCUCGCCUUUCAACCAAAGCCAUCUCUCUGUCUGAUCCAUCUCUGAUUUCGUCUCUCUCUUUCUCUGUCUCCCCGCUGAAGUCUUCUGAAGCCAAAAAUAUACACAGAUGGAUGAUGGGAGGAAGCAAAGAGAGAGGGAGAAUGGAGAGGAUAGAGAGAACUGCAGAACGGAGGGGGGACAUUUGAAACCAAAUAAUGAUCUACAGCUGGAGAGGUGGCACUGAGGAGUGUUUUUGCUCAGCAUCGGGGAAAUGAACAGCAUGCUUUUUAUCUGCUGGAGAAAAAAUAAACUUGCUGAGGGCAGGGAUGAGAAGCGAAACUGUGUGUGAGAAAUGGGAGGCAAAAAGAAAAGACUUGUUUAACAAGCUCAGAAGGUCAUGUGGUUGCAACCAAAUUUAAAAAAAAAACAAAACAAAAGAAGAGGGAAAAGAUGCUAGAAGAGAAACACACACUUACAAAGAUGAAAACCAAAAUCUCCAAAUACCAAAAACUGAAAACCAAAAAAGACAAAAAAACAACAAAACGGAGAGAAAAGCUUUAGUUCAAAAAGACUUUGCAUUCUGAUCUGUCCAGGAUCAGGUCAGUACUUCAUUUCACUUCAUGACAAACAUUUGCCAUUUCACUCAGGAUUUCCUUUGUUCUCAUUGUCAGUUUUACAAAAUAUCUAUUUUUUUCUAUUAAUUUACAUUAAUCGCUCUUUGUGGUAUUACAGAUAUGUAAUGUUUUACAGCUGAUCCCACAUGCAGCAUAUCUACCUACCUCUCUCUUUACAGUGAUGCAUACCUUACAGUAGAACAGGCAGUGUUUGUUUUCACCAGUCUGGGGUGGCAGAUGGGUGGAGUUUACUACUAUAAUUACUAUAGCAUCACUUAAGAUGCCGAUCCAUACUUACUGUAGUAUACUUUGCUGUUAAUGCCUGAGCUUUCUGGUAUUCAUUAAAUUAUACUAUGUGGUAAAACCGACCCAUCUGGCAUAUAAAUUGGAUAAAACCAACCGUACAUGUUGGAAAAUCUUAUUUGAUCCAGGUAAAAAUAAAUAUAUUGGUCAUUUUUUGUUGGUUGUUUAGCUGUUUUAUUAACAUCCUAAUUUUCUGUGCAAAGAGAACAUUUUCUAUCAGGAUUUCAUCAUCAAUAUUCUCACUGUUGUCUUUAGUGUUUGCUCAAAUCGAAGUAAACACACUCAACAGUCUACAAAGAGGAUACCACAGGCAGAUGUGGACAGUCUUGGGAUUUUAUUCAGCAUUAUUUGGCUUCUUUUAUUUUCAUCACCCCAUACACACCCAUACCAUCAUCAUGUCAUCUUCCAGACUGCUCAUCUACCACCAGACAGUCACUCUUGGAUACCAAAGCAUCGCCUCUGGCAGCGUUGUCUCUUGAUUCGCCCGGGAGACGAGUGUCCAGACAAAACCUCAGCAGUGUCAAAGGGAAAACACACACACACAUACACACACACACUACAAGCAAAAGAAAGAGUCCAAACCAAAAAAAAAAAAAAAAGAACAAAAGAAAGAGGUGAAGCACCGGCGUUCCCCUUACUGCCCCCAAACCCCUGCCCUCCAUCCCUCCCUCCCAUCUGCCCCUCUCCUUUGUCUCCAAAGAUCAGAUCAAAGGGCCAAAAGAAAAGAGGAGAAGAAGAAGAGGAGGAGAAGCGGUCAGGAGCGGAGGAGCCAAAGGUAUGAAAAGCUGCAGGGGGAAAGCAAGAAGAUAGAAGGAAGAGGAGCAGGAGGAGGUGCGCUCGAAGCAGCGGACCAAAAAACCAAAAAGUAACCCAAAACCAAAAGCUACUACUACUGCUACUAAUUAUGUACGAGUGACUGAACCGUAACUAAA